GGGAUCCCCAAAUGGACAAGAUGACAGAGAAACACCUCUGAUUGUUUCCACCCAGCUGAUCCUAUGAGGUCGCUAGAGGAGUGUUGUGGGGCUGAGUGGUGGAAAAAGCACCAGUGAGGAACAACCUUGUAAUAAUGAGUUACCUUUUAUGAAAAGCCUGGUCACCGAGCCAGGCUGGUUGCAUAAAGUAGAUGCUUCUGUCGGUGGUGGUGUUGUCUUCAACUGAUAUGUCCAGGCAAUAAUGGAGAGGAAUCCUUGACUUCUCCACAGGUUACAGUCAUAUUUCGUGACAUUUGAAGAGCAAACAGUACUAUGGCUCCAUGAAUUGCAAAACUGCAGGAAGUGUGGCAGCCCUCCCUACCUCCAGCUUUACUUCCUUACUGUGACCUUCUCAUUGGGAACUUUGGUUUCACCCCCACGGGAUAUGCAGUGACCUGCCUUGGCACCAGAGCAGAGAAACAGUUUGCAGAUCAGGGAGAACCAUGGCCUUGAGCUUGAAUGUUUUUCACCUCUUCUCUAAGUUCAAAGUAUUGGUGCUUGUCACUUUGUUUUUGAUGGUGCUAUGGACCACAUUCAGUUACUUUGUGGACUCCAGACAGGAAAUUUCGAAAGCUAAGAGCAUGAUGGAGGUUUUCAGGAAGGUAACUAGCCUGGUGGACAGUGAAAAGGAAACGAAGAUCAAAUCAAGUGCAAAUGUUCCUGUGGUGAAGUCAUUUCAGGGUCCCUGCCCAGCUCAGUCUCCGUACCUGCGAGGUGCCAGCAAACUCACCUUCAAACCAUCUGUUACACUAGAAGAAGUGCAAAAGGAGAACCCUCAGGUAGCCAAGGGCCGUUAUCACCCUACGGAGUGCUCAGCACUGCAACAGGUGGCCGUCCUUAUCCCACACCGCAAUCGAGAGAAGCACCUGCUGUACCUCCUGGAGCACCUCCACCCCUUCCUGCAAAGGCAGCAGCUGAACUACGGCAUCUACGUUAUUCACCAGGCUGGCAACACCAAAUUUAAUCGAGCUAAACUGCUGAAUGUAGGAUACCUAGAGGCCCUAAAAGAAGCGAACUGGGACUGUUUCAUUUUCCAUGAUGUGGAUUUGGUGCCAGAAAAUGACUUUAACAUUUACAUGUGUGACACACAACCAAAGCACCUUGUAGUUGGCAGGAACAAUACUGGAUACAGGUUACGGUACCGGGGAUAUUUUGGAGGUGUAACUGCUCUAACAAGAGAUCAGUUUUCCAAAGUGAAUGGAUUCUCUAACAACUACUGGGGUUGGGGUGGAGAAGAUGAUGACCUUCGAAUCUGCAUUGCUAUUUCCAGGGUUGAAUUGCAGAAGAUGAAGGUGGUGAGGCCAUCUGCUGAUGUAGCCAGGUACACGAUGAUUUUCCACAACCGAGACCAUGGGAACGAGGAGAAUCGAGAGAGGAUGAAGCUUCUGCGUCAGGUAUCUAGAACAUGGAAAACAGACGGGCUGAAUUCUUGUUCAUACAAACUGCUCUCAGUGGAACACAACCCAUUGUACAUCAACAUUACAGUGGACUUCAGUGUGCAGCCCAAGGUCUCAUAGGGGCGAGCACCACGCAGGUUAUAGGAAAUGGCAACAGAUCUUGUUUGUGGCUGCUAUUAGAGCAGAGGGCUUCUGGCACUCCGUUUGGAAGAGUGCUUCAGUAGCAAAGAAGAAAGUAAAGUGUUCCUUCACAGCAUCUAAUUGAUUGGUUGAAAACUUCCUUUUGUGAGGACUGGAGCUAUGGACUGACCCGAGGGACAGGUCCUCCUGUUCUUCUAUGCACUUUUUGCUGGGAUAUUUGCAAAAGUGUCCUUGUUUGGGCUGGUCCAGUGAAAGGACUUGAACUAAGUCACUGAAAAAAUUUUGAUUUGCAACUAUUUCUAAACUUUUUUGUGAUCUUAUUGAAAGCACAAGAAUUCUUCAACAACUACAAACUUAAUAAGAAAAGCUAAUUUUUUCUAGCCUGAGUAAAAACUGCGUGUGAGGCAAGGGCAAUAAUGGUAAUGGUCAAGGAGAUGUUAAAAAUCUCUCAAUAAAUGCAGUCUGCUGAACUCCA
Chiroxiphia lanceolata (lance-tailed manakin) is the source of this 2052-nucleotide messenger RNA. RefSeq names its product beta-1,4-galactosyltransferase 4 (gene B4GALT4). NCBI's taxonomy places the organism in Eukaryota, Metazoa, Chordata, Aves, Passeriformes, Pipridae. The record is from RefSeq and is a predicted model, not a curated record. Gene Ontology annotation, biological process: carbohydrate metabolic process. Gene Ontology annotation, molecular function: glycosyltransferase activity. The transcript has 7 exons. Bases 483 to 1556 code for a protein of 357 amino acids.